Molecule: messenger RNA, 597 nt
Organism: Dibothriocephalus latus
Lineage: Eukaryota; Metazoa; Platyhelminthes; Cestoda; Diphyllobothriidea; Diphyllobothriidae
Source: the annotation of a GenBank genome assembly
GUUGUAUCUCACGUGUACAGUGCGCACUUGAACUUUGAGGUGCCUGCGACAAAAGACCUGGAGCGGCGUUGUUGUCUCUGGUCAGACUGUUCCUCAACCAUGGUCCCUCGCGCCCCCUACGCCCUGAUCGGCCAUGUUAUCGACCUCCACUGCUCCGCGAAUCCUACCGGCUGGUCCAUCAUCAAGGAGGUAGAGACCCGACGAUUACAAUCCGAGCUGUGGUUCUCUCAAAUGACCGGACCUCAGGCCCAGCGUCUCAUGGCAGCUGCUGGCAGAGGAGGGGCUGGCCCAUUUUUUGGUGCUUCUAGUGGUCCGCCGCCGAGGGAGGGACCGGUGACUAAACACCUCCGCGUAACUGCCGCACUGGUUUUGCGAAACCUGGCCACGUAUGUGCCAGAAGCAAGGAAGUGGUUGGCCUCAGAGACCUCGUUGCUCUGUGAAAUCGCCAUGGGUGCAUGUCCGGGCUCCUCGGGUUUCCGAACCAACGACGCAGGCCGCAUCAUCGCCCAGUGCCUGGCUAUCUGCCAGGAGAAUGCAUCCGACGACUACUACUGGCCCUUCCGAUGUGGCGCGCAUUCAGUCGACUUGGACGCCUGA